AUGGCCGCAGUUCGCAGGGGCAAUGGCUUGAUGCCACUUUCAAAGGUCUUCCAGGCCGGUAUGCCAGCAACUGCUGCUACCCGUGCCGUCUCGAGGCACGCCGCCGUCUCGGCUCAGGCAUCUCUUACCGCCAGACGGUCUCUGAGCACGACCAGCAGAAUGUCCAACCUGGCCACCUUCAAGGUCCCCAAGGUGCUCAACGAGCCCAACCACCACUAUGCCAAGGGCUCCGAGCAGCGCAAGGGUCUAUACGCUGCUGUCGACAGUUUGCAGCAGAAGCUUCCCCUCGAGGUUCCCCUGGUUGUGGGCGGCAAGGAGAUCAAGACUUCUCAGACCUCGAAGCAGUUCAACCCCUCCAACCACUCUCAGACCGUUGCUACCUACUCUCUCGCUACACCCGAGCAUGUCAACCAGGCCAUAGAGUCUGCCCUCGCCGCCAGGGAGGCCUGGGCUGCUCUGCCCUUUGCCGACCGCGCUGCCGUCUUCCUCAAGGCCGCCGACCUGAUCUCCGGCAAGUACCGCUACGACAUCAUGGCCGCCACCAUGGUCGGCCAGGGCAAGAACGCAUGGCAGGCCGAGAUCGACGCCGCCGCCGAGCUGUGCGACUUUCUCCGCUUCAACGUCUCCUACGCCGAGGAGCUCUACUCCCAGCAGCCUGUUCACCAUGCCCCGGGCGUCUGGAACCGCGUCGAGUACCGACCUCUCGAGGGUUUCGUCUACGCCGUCUCACCCUUCAACUUUACCGCCAUUGCCGGAAACUUGCCCGGUGCCCCCGCCCUCCUUGGUAACGUUGUGGUUUGGAAGCCCUCUGACUCGGCCAUUGCCUCCAACUGGCUGCUGUACCAGAUCCUGAUCGAGGCCGGUCUGCCGAAGGAUGUUAUUCAGUUCGUCCCCGGCCCGCCCGAGGAGAUUACCCAGGCCGUCCUGGCUCACAAGGAGUUUGCUGCUCUGCACUACACUGGUAGCACUUCCGUCUUCCGCAAGCUGUACGGCGCCAUUGGCCAGGGAACUGCCGAGGGCCGCUACCGUGGCUACCCACGCAUCGUGGGUGAGACUGGUGGCAAGAACUUCCACCUGGUCCACCCCAGUGCCGAUAUUGAGAACGCCGCCAUCCAGACCGUCCGCGGUGCCUUUGAGUACCAAGGCCAAAAGUGCAGCGCCACCAGCCGUCUCUACGUGCCCAAGUCCGUCUGGCCUCAGUUCAAGGAGAAGAUGGUCUCCGAGAUUGAGGCCCUCAAGAUUGGCCAGCCCUUUGAGGCGCAGAACUUUAUCGGCCCCGUCAUCCACAAGCCCAGCUUUGACAAGCUGUCGGGCGUCAUUGACGCCGCCAAGAACGACUCUGAGCUGACCCUCCUCGCCGGCGGCAAGUACGACGGCAGCAAGGGCUACUACAUCCACCCGACCGUCUACGAGGCCAAGACGCCCAACCACAAGCUCUUUUCCACCGAGCUCUUUGGCCCCGUGCUCGUGGCCCACGUCUACGACGACGUCUCGGUCGACGCCGCCACCGCCUUUGCCGACAUUUGCAAGGUCGUCGACUCGACGGGCGAGUACGGCCUGACGGGCGCCAUCUUCGCCGCGGACCGCCACGCCGUCGUCUACGCCGAGAACGCCCUGCGCAACAGCGCCGGCAACUUUUACAUCAACUGCAAGAGCACCGGCGCCGUCGUCGGCCAGCAGCCCUUUGGCGGCGCCCGCGCCAGCGGCACCAACGACAAGGCUGGCAGCUUGAACUUUUUGACCCGCUUUGUCAGUGCCCGCAGCAUCAAGGAGGAGUUCUCGCCUACUCGCAAGGUCGAGUAUCCCAGCAAUGAGAUUUAA
Molecule: messenger RNA, 1821 nt
Organism: Pestalotiopsis fici W106-1
Lineage: Eukaryota; Fungi; Ascomycota; Sordariomycetes; Amphisphaeriales; Sporocadaceae
Product: Delta-1-pyrroline-5-carboxylate dehydrogenase
Exons: 3
Coding region: 1-1821 (606 amino acids)
Cellular component (GO): mitochondrial matrix
Molecular function (GO): L-glutamate gamma-semialdehyde dehydrogenase (NAD+) activity
Source: RefSeq, a predicted model, not a curated record